AAGAAGAACAACCCGGCUGUUUACAGUCUUGACAGUAUAAAUAAUGAAACAUUUGAGCAGCUAAACGGGUUUAUUUUGUCAUAUUGCAGAAUACAAAUGACGGCGGAUAAGGAAGCAGACUGAUUUUUAAUAAUAUGAAGAAGAAACGUGUGUGCUAAACAAAAUGAUCAGUCAAAUAUUCAUCUUGUCAUCAAAGGGAGAUCAUCUCAUAUAUAAAGACUUCCGAGGAGAGGAGAGUAAAGACUCCAUCAAUGUCUUCUAUGAGAUGGUCACAGCUCUUAGUGGAGAUCAACCUCCGGUUGUCAUGUCACACAAAGAUCUUCAUUUCAUCCACAUAAGGCAGGGUGGGCUUUAUUGGGUGGCGUCCACCAAAACAAACCCAUCUCCCUUCACCAUAAUCGAGUUCCUCAACAGAUUAGCAGCUCUUACAAAGGACUACUGCGGCAGUUUGUCAGAGAAAUCAGUGCGGAUGAAUUUCGCUCUAAUUUAUGAGCUGCUGGAUGAGAUGGUGGACUUUGGCUACAUACAGACGACCUCAACUGACAUCCUGAAAAACUUCAUCCAGACAGAAGCUGUUUCAUCCAAACCCUUCAGUCUUUUUGAUCUAAGUAAUGUUGGUUUGUUUGGAGCUGAGACACAGCAGAGUAAAGUGGCCCCUAGUGUUGCAGCCAGUCGUCCUAUAAUGUCCGGUCGAGGAGAGCAGGGUGGAAAGAAUGAGAUCUUUGUGGAUGUGAUAGAAAGGCUGUCUGUGGUUAUUGGCUCCAAGGGAGUUUUAAUGAAAGCAGAUAUUCAGGGAGAGAUAAGAAUAAAAUGUUUUCUCCCGACCUGUUCAGAGAUGCGGAUCGGACUGAAUGAAGAGCUGAAUAUUGGAAAGUCCCAGCUGAAAGGCUAUAGUUCAGCUGUGCGUGUAGAUGAAUGCAGAUUCCACCAGGCUGUGAAAUUGGAUGAAUUUGAUACUUUCAGAAUAUUGAAAGUUUGUCCUAGCCAGGGAGAGCAAACAGUGAUGCAGUAUCAGCUGUGUGAUGAGCUUCCAUGUGCACCACCAUUUCAGUUAUUCCCCUCUGUAGAGAAGGAUUAUGUAAACAGGGUGUUGAUUUUUCUUAAGCUUAGAUGUGAUCUUCCUCCUAAAAGUACGGCUCUUAAUGUUUCCAUCACUGUUCCUGUGCCAAAAGGCUCUACAAGUAUGUCUCAGGAGCUCAGUAGUCCUGACCAGACCGCUGAACUUCAGCCGAAGAACAAAGCCCUGCUCUGGGAGAUCCCACGUUUCCCAGGAGGAGCACAGUUGUCAGCACUGUUCAAGGUGGAUGUUCCUGGUCUAAGCUCCGCCUCUUUGCUGGAGGUCGGCCCUGUCAGUAUGUCAUUCGAACUGCCCAAACAAACCUGCACCGGCCUUCAGAUCCGCUUCCUCCGGCUCUCUCCAACUCAGACAGGACUGUCACAACGUUGGGUUCGAUAUGUCACUCAUUCUGACUCCUACACCAUACGGAUCUGACCUAACCAGACGGAAAGAACAGUGAACAAACUGCUGUGUGCCUCUUCCAGCCACAAUUUUUAUUUUAUUUUUUUUUAUUUUGUAAUAAUCUAUGCAUAUGAACAAAUUUGCAGUUUUGCUCCAUUCAUUUUUUUUUUUUUUUAAAUAUACUGAAUCUAGAGAUUUUUGGAGAUAUGACAAUAUUGUGUCAAGUAUGACUGUCAAAAUAGUGUUUCUUUAUUUAAAAUAAAAUAAGCCCAGAGGUGUAUAAAUAUUGAAUAUGCAUAAAUGACUUAAAAAAUGCUAUAUAUAUAUAUAUAUAUAUAUAUUACAGGUAGACUUCAUGUUAAAGCAGGCAAGCAGUUAUAAGAGUGCAUUUAUGAUUUAGAUGUGUAGAAGCUAAAAACAAGUUGAAAUUAUGACAUACAUAGUCAUAAUUAUGACAAAAUGUACAUUAUGAAAUAAAAAGUCAAAAUGAUAUUAGAAAGUCAUUAGACAAAAAGUUACAAUUAUAACGUGAUAUCUAUGUGUUGUAAGUCAGAAAUUUUAUAUUUGUCAUCAUGUUGACUUAAUUGAAAUGACUUAAUUAAAUGACAUCUCAUAAUUUUGAGAGAUUAUGUCCAUUUCUGCCC
Onychostoma macrolepis is the source of this 2103-nucleotide messenger RNA. RefSeq names its product adaptor related protein complex 4 subunit mu 1 (gene ap4m1). NCBI's taxonomy places the organism in Eukaryota, Metazoa, Chordata, Actinopteri, Cypriniformes, Cyprinidae. The record is from RefSeq and is a predicted model, not a curated record. The transcript is spliced from 15 exons. Gene Ontology annotation, biological process: Golgi to lysosome transport; protein targeting. Gene Ontology annotation, cellular component: trans-Golgi network; clathrin adaptor complex; cytoplasmic vesicle. Bases 164 to 1492 code for a protein of 442 amino acids.